CUGUUUUCUGUUUUCGGUUUUGUGUGUUUAUUCUUUUUUUGCUGCAAGUGCGAUUUCUGAUGUUCUCUUCCGUUCCAUUCCAUUCGCGGUGUCAUUUUUGUAGGCCGAAAAGUGCAUAAAAUAGCCGUUACUUGUGGUUACCGCAAAGAACCGUUUUACCAAUUUUGAAAUGCCAAUGCCGCUAGACAAAAGCAUCAAGGAGAAGAGGAACACUGCAUCAACAGUGGCAGGAGCCGCCAUUACAAGAUAAAUUGGGGAACCAUUUAAAAGCGUAAAGCCCGUACACACACACAAACACACAGAUAAAAACAGAUAAAGAUAAAGAGAGCAAAUAAGAAGAGAUCUCAGCGUAACGCCUACGGCAGCAAAAACGGGUGGGUGGCAGGAGGAAGGAGGAGCAACGAAAAAGCUGCUGACUACAACAAAAAUUCUCAAAUGGAGACGAAGAACCCACCCCCAGUGACGACUAGCAACUAUCACCACCAGCGGGCGCCGCGCACACCGGAAAGCUACUUCAAUGUGCCAGAGUCGGUGGCACUGCUGAAUAUUGUGAAGUCGGAGCGGAUACAGAGCGCGUUCCAGUCGAACCGGAAGAACCAUGCCAGCGUGUGGGAGAUGGUGGCCGAGGUUCUGAACCGGUUCAGUGCCCGCAAGCGGACGGCCAAGCAGUGCUGCAACCGGUACGAGAACCUCAAGAAGAUCUACACGCAGCUGAAGAAGAAUCCGGAGCGCCACGUGCGUCGCAACUGGCCGUACAUGUUCCUGUUCAAGGAGAUCGAGGAGCAGCGCGGCGAGUGCUGGGGCUCCAACGGCAAGCGCCUGGCGCUCAUUUCCAAGAAUCACAACGAGCUAUCGUACUAUCAGCGCCGACGGCAGGCAGCCGAGCUCGGCGUCCUGCUGAACAAGGACAAUCUGACGCCCCACCAGCACAACCUGCUGCAGAGCCUCAGCCAGAGCCAUGCACACUCCACGGACUCGUCGCAGAGUGGGGCCAGCAAGCUGGAGCGCUUCCUGCCCAACCACUUUGUUGAGACGCAGCUGAGCGAGGUGCCCUGCUCCAACGGCAACGGGCUGACGGUGGGCAUGCCUGCCGGCGUCUACGACGACAACCCCAAUCCCCUUCAGCUGCAUGUGGCUGGGGCUGUGGCGGCCGCCGCUGCUGCCGCUGCCGUGGCCGCCCAGAAGCGGAGCCAUGAACUGCACCUGAGCAAUGGCGGCUGUGUCCAGCUUCCGCCGGACGAGGACGAGGACGACGAGCCACAGAAUGCUGCAUUUAAGGAUCAUCAUCAUGGACACGUCCAUGGUCUGGGGCAUGGUCUUGGCCUGGGCCAUGGUCUGGGUCAUGGUCAUAGUCAUGGGCACAUGGAUGACACCGUCGAAGCGCCCGACUACGAGAAGGACUGCAAUGGAGCCCUCAACUUGCACCAUCAGACCAAUAACAACAACGACAACAACAUAUCCAUGAAAUCGGAGCCACUUUCGGAGGGGGAGUUCAAUCCGGAUGACAUUCAGCUGAUGCAGACCAACUACAAUGGGACACAGAACUAUUACUCGCCGGGCAUGGACCAGAACAUACUGCAUCCGGAUGUGAUCGUGGACACGGACAAUCUGUCCGACUGCAGCUCCUCCACCUCGUUGAAGAAGAGCAAGCGCAAGCUGUCCACCUCCACCGAUGGCGACAGCACCAACUACGAGCUGAUCGAGUAUUUGAAGCGGCGCGAGAAGCGCGACGAAGAACUCCUCAAGCGGAUGGAUGCACGCGAGGAGCGCUUCAUGAAUCUUCUGGAGCGGACGGUGAUUGCCAUUGAGACGCUGGCUGCGGGCAGGACGUCAGUCCCGGUGUUGGUGGCAGACACAGGCACCCAGCUGGGUACCAACAGUCAGUCGAUAGCUCCUUCUCCCUCAGCACAGACACCACCAGCAGCAGCAGCGGCAACAGCAACAGCAGCAGCAACAAUAGCAGCAGCAGCUUCACCGCUACCGCCAGCAUCCUCCACUCAUCUGAUAGCCAAACCCUCCGAGCAGUCCAUCCCCGUAUUGUCAGUCAAAACGUCACCCAGCCCCCGCAGUCGCAGUCCGACAUUGGAGCGGGAGGAACCAAGCAGCGCUGUUGUUGUGGUCCCCGAUGAACCGGAAGUCGAUGCUCAGGCCGAGGCACUGGCAGCGGGUGCUACAUCUACGGAUGCGUAGGAUAUAUAUAUAUUUGUACAUGUAUGAACGCUCUCUAGAUCUACUACUUAAUCCCCCACAAUAUCUACCAAACACCACUCCUGAACCGGAUGGAGGAGACCCGGAUCGGAGAAAUUAGUACCAAAGACGAGCUACGUCUCGAAUUUUAAUUGAGAUUUGCAACGUUUACUUAGUGCCGCGGACGCAGCGCCAUCCCCGUUCCA
Drosophila persimilis is the source of this 2393-nucleotide messenger RNA. RefSeq lists its product as uncharacterized. The transcript has 4 exons. The coding region runs from base 436 to 2190 and encodes 584 amino acids. The record is from RefSeq and is a predicted model, not a curated record. Lineage: Eukaryota; Metazoa; Arthropoda; Insecta; Diptera; Drosophilidae.